This is a messenger RNA of Leguminivora glycinivorella, 939 nucleotides long. RefSeq names its product forkhead box protein C1 (gene fd102C). NCBI's taxonomy places the organism in Eukaryota, Metazoa, Arthropoda, Insecta, Lepidoptera, Tortricidae. The record is from RefSeq and is a predicted model, not a curated record. Gene Ontology annotation, molecular function: DNA-binding transcription factor activity, RNA polymerase II-specific; RNA polymerase II cis-regulatory region sequence-specific DNA binding. Bases 1 to 939 code for a protein of 312 amino acids. The transcript has a single exon. Gene Ontology annotation, biological process: cell differentiation; regulation of transcription by RNA polymerase II; anatomical structure morphogenesis.
AUGUGCAGUGGAGCCGAGGGAGGCCCUUGGCCGCUGAAGGACGCGCCGACCGUCACCGCCGCGGCUCUCGACCACUACCGACUCCAACUCUACAACUACGCCGUCGCCGAGCGACUCCGACUUUACCCUCCCAGUGUCGCCCCAUGCUACGCGCCGUACGCCCCGCGCUUGGCGCUCUCCAUGUCCCUGCUCCAACACCGGGCGCUCCAACCUGAAGAACCGAAACCGCAGCACAGCUACAUCGGCCUCAUAGCCAUGGCCAUCCUCAGCUCCCCGGAACGCAAGCUCGUGCUCUCUGAUAUCUACCAGCACAUACUCGACAACUACCCCUACUUCCGCUCCCGCGGACCCGGCUGGCGGAACUCCAUCAGACACAACCUAUCACUGAACGAUUGCUUUGUGAAAGCUGGACGAUCCGCGAACGGAAAAGGACAUUAUUGGGCGAUUCAUCCGGCGAACGUGGAGGACUUUAGGAAAGGUGAUUUUAGAAGGCGGAAGGCGCAGAGGAAAGUGAGGAAGCACAUGGGAUUGGCGGUCGAUGAUGACGGUGAGGACUCGCCGUCGCCACCGCCGCAGUCGCCGCCGCCGACGACGCUGGCGCUGCCUUUUUGGGGAGCGGCGCGGCUGCCGGGCGGCGGCCAGCCAAGGAAGCGGCAGUUCGACGUCGCCUCACUGCUGGCACCGGACGAUGCGCCUGAAAAGCGCGCCCGGAGAGAUAGUAGCGAAGAGGAACCGGAGGAGGAUAUAGAUGUGGUGGCGAGUGACCAAGAGCCGAGUCCGGAGAGCGAGGAGCAGUGCGCGGCGCCGGCUCCGUACCCGCUGCUGGGCGGCUGGUGGCCGGCGCUGGACCCGGCGCUGCUGCAGCAGCUGCGGCGCCACGCCGGCUCGCCACCGCGCGCACCCAGCCCCGCGAGAGUCCAGCGACCGCCGGACACUUAA